GAGUUCGCUAACAAUGUAGCAUCGUUGGCUCAGGUCUCUUUUGCGUGACUUGCAGCUWAUGGGUGGCGAGUUCUGUGAUGAAGUUUUACUCCAGUAAUUUUGUCUUUAAAUUUGCCUGGGAUCAAGUUAGCACAGCUUAUUGGAAAAGGUAUCCAAAUCCAUGGAGUUUACACGUGCUGAGUGAGGAUGUUUUGUCUAGAGAAGUUGAGGAUAACAAAUUAAAAACUAAAAGAUUAUUAACAAAGACCAACAGAUUACCAAAAUGGGGAGAAAAGUUUGUAAAUUCAAGAAAUGCUUGUGUAGUAGAAGAAUCCAUAGUUGAUCCCAUUGCAAAAACGUUCACAACUUAUACAAGAAAUAUAACCUAUAAAAUGCUCAUGGUUGUUGAAGAAAAAUGUGUCUAUACUGUCAACCCUCASAAUAAUGAAUGGACUACAUGUGAGAAGCAGUCAUGGAUUACGUCGGAUGUAUAUGGUUUUGCUAGAGCUAUUGAAGCAUUUGGAGUAGAAAGAUAUAAAAAGAAUGUCAAAAAGGCCACCCAAGGAUUAGAACAUGUGUUGGAAAAACUAUUU
Messenger RNA from Exaiptasia diaphana, 572 nucleotides. RefSeq names its product PRELI domain-containing protein 1, mitochondrial. Gene Ontology annotation, molecular function: phosphatidic acid transfer activity. Gene Ontology annotation, cellular component: mitochondrial intermembrane space. Gene Ontology annotation, biological process: phospholipid transport. Lineage: Eukaryota; Metazoa; Cnidaria; Anthozoa; Actiniaria; Aiptasiidae. The record is from RefSeq and is a predicted model, not a curated record.